Molecule: messenger RNA, 2040 nt
Organism: Limulus polyphemus (Atlantic horseshoe crab)
Lineage: Eukaryota; Metazoa; Arthropoda; Merostomata; Xiphosura; Limulidae
Product: cystinosin homolog
Exons: 1
Coding region: 119-1357 (412 amino acids)
Biological process (GO): L-cystine transport
Cellular component (GO): lysosomal membrane
Molecular function (GO): L-cystine transmembrane transporter activity
Source: RefSeq, a predicted model, not a curated record
UCUGGGUGUUAGAGUUGCUUAAUGGUGAUAAACUUAAAAAAAAAAAGAUAACUUCCAGAAUAAUCAACCUUUGUUGCGAUAAAACUGGUUAAAACUAAAACUGUAAACAAAUACGACCAUGAAGAUUCUUCAUAAGCCAACUUUAAACCAAGAGCGUUGUGAAACAGAAAGAGCAGACUUCAAGAGACAUUGUAGCAUAUCUCGGUUAAUCUUUGGGACUUUUAAUCCAGGAAUAUUCACUGUUGCCUUUGGACUAGCGUUCUCAUUAUGUGUUUCUUUGGUAACAGCACAAAAAUUACAAGUUUCAACUAAAGAUCUUUUUUUCAACUACAAAGAUACCGCCUAUUUUUCUGUUUAUCUUAACAGACCAGUUAGUGAUGAUAUAACACUUAGCUUUACAUAUGAAAAUGGUGAUAUCUUAAACUGUUUACCAAAUAACUUGACUAUCUUGGCAAAUUCUAACAGCACUUUGAAUUAUAAUGUUACAGCUAAAGAAGCCGGUCAUACAACGAUACGUGCCGAUGCCAAUCCGAACUAUACCGAUGUUUCUGAUGCCUUUGUACGCGUGAAAGUUUACAAAGACAAAUCUUUGCUCAUUUUAAGUUCUGUUUUCGGUUGGUUAUAUUUCAUAGCUUGGACUGUCUCGUUUUAUCCGCAACUUUUGCUAAACUGGAAAAGAAAAAGUGUUGUUGGACUUAGUUUUGAUUAUGUAGCGUUAAACAUGGUUGGAUAUAUAUAUUAUUCAGUGUUCAACAUAUGUUUAAAGCAUAUCCAUGCUGUAAGAACUGAGUACUUUGAAUUAUUCCCAACGGGUGUCAUUCCAGUUGAUUUAAAUGACAUCUUCUUUGCUUGUCACGCAGUCUUCGCCACAUUUGUCAACAUGGUACAAUGUUUUAUGUAUGAAAAAAAUAACCAAAAAGUUUCUCUUGUCGUUACCGUUUUCCUGAUUUUGAGCUUUAUUGGAGCAGCCAUUUUUCUAGUCAUAGUUUUACUGGGUUUUGUAAAGUCUUAUCCCUGGCUUUUCUUACUUUAUUAUUUGUCAUACGUUUAUCUAGUAAUCUCUAUGAUCAAUUAUGUUCCUCAACUUUUCUUUCAGUGUAAACGGCGCUCUACUGUUGGUUGGAGUAUUGAAGCUACAUUCUUAGACAUUUCAGGAGGAAUUUUGAGUAUUCUUCAGAUGGUCAUUAAUGCUUACAACUUUGAUGACUGGAUUGCAAUUUUUGGUAAUUUUAUCAAAUUUGGUUCGGGACUUGUUUCAGUCCUAUGUGAUAUUUUGUUAUUCAUCCAACAUUAUUAUAUGUUUUCGAACCAUUACAAAAAAAUUGAAUUAAAUAUUCAAUCUGAUGGUAUUGAUUAAACAGUUGAUUGCUUAAGAAAGAACGAGUAACUGUUGGGAAGCAAGACAAUUACAAUUUUAAGGUGGGUAAGUGUUAAGGUGGCGUAAUUAAUUAUUGUAAGGUGAAACAUUUAAGUGUUUUCAGAUGGAUUAGCUAACUUUUAAUUUGUAAAAAUGAGCUGCUGUAAAACAAAAUAAUUAACAAUUUGAAAGUUAUUGCAGAAAUAUACGUGUGGCUCUGUGAUAACAUACGUAGAAGUAUACUUAAAAUAUUAUCUUAGGAAAAGUGUGGUUUGCUCACACAUGACAGUAAAAGAACAGUUACAGAAUAUCUUGUAUGUGAUAAUAAAACGUUAAUUAGAGAAUAUAUUAGACAUUAUAGUAAAACGCUCGUUAGAGAAUAUCUUACACAUGAUAGUAAAACACUAGUUAGAGAAUAUCUUAGACAUGAUAGUGAAACACUAGUUAGAGAAUAUCUUACACGUGGCAGUAAAACUAAUCAGAGAAUAUCUUAGACAUGAGAGUAAAACGCUCGUUAGAGAAUAUCUUAAACAUGAUAGUAAAACACUAGUUAGAGAAUAUCUUACACAUGAUAGUAAAACACUAGUUAGAGAAUAUCUUAGACGUGAUAGUAAAACACUAGUUAGAGAAUAUCUUAGACAUGAUAGUAAAACACCAGUUAGAGAAUAUCUUAGACAUGAUAG